This is a messenger RNA of Ahaetulla prasina, 3314 nucleotides long. RefSeq lists its product as uncharacterized. Bases 1971 to 3314 code for a protein of 447 amino acids. The transcript has 4 exons. Lineage: Eukaryota; Metazoa; Chordata; Lepidosauria; Squamata; Colubridae. The record is from RefSeq and is a predicted model, not a curated record.
CGCGGCACUAAGGGGUGCCGUGAGAUCUUUUGAGGGUGCCGCCAAAAUUUCGGGGAAAAAAUUGCAUUCUCUCUUGGCGGGAGAGGGGGAGGGAGGGGACUACCGAUGCACUCGGAGAAAGCAUCGAUCAAGGUUUGCUCUAACUCGCCCGGCUCUUUUUAUUUUAUUUUAUUAUUAUUAUUAUUUUAAAAAAGAACCCCCUUCUUCAAUUCAGACUCGACUUCGCGCGCACGCGCGAGACCAGAGGAUCUCGUUACAAGGGCUGUGAAGUGACGCUAUCCGAUCAACGCAUGCGCAAAAGGCGUCUCGAGGCAAGACACCGCUCUCUGCGCAUGCGCCAAGCACUGACCUCAGGAAAAUUUUUGCUCCGAGAAAUUGUGGGCGGGAGAAAUAAGAACUGCGGCCAAAAAAGAACGCGUCGCCGCAGUUGCUGCACUUAACGCGUCUUUUUUUUUCUUUUUUUUUUUUGCGCACCUCCGGCUUUUGGUUUCCUGGCAGCAGCGCCGGGUUUGUGGAGAGCGAGGACGAGGGUCAGAGCAGCCUCGAGGGGGUUGACGUUGAGGUACCGUAUCCCGUAUAUACAGUACAGUGGCUGAGUCAGUGUGUGGACGUGUCAAUUUUAGGCUAUAAUCUUCAGAUCUGCCCUGCCCUUUGCAUUUGGAUAAGUGAAAGCAACAUGGUGACUCAACCAUGGGUACAUUUGUAUUGACUAGUGAUACGGUUGGUCUAUAGGUGUAGGAAAGAACUGAAUGGAAGCAGACCUGGGAGAUGAGGUCCAGAGGAACUAAAAACAGCAAUCCAAGUUAGCAUAUUGCAGGCAUAAAUAGCUUUUCUAUAAUAUUUUGCUUGCUGUGAUGAAUGCAGUGGAUAUAUAUAUGAGAAAGCGGGGAAAUGAUAAAAUACUUUGCAUGUUCAACCCUUCAUCCUUGAUUUCUGACUGCAAGAGCUUGGCUCACAGUUUCAGUUGCUACCAUCCCAGUGGUGGCUUCCCAGUCACAAAGUAAGUUUACUCUAACAUCUUUAUUCAAUAUUGUAUCACACAGCUCCAACCUUUGCAAUGAACCUGUGCAGGAAUCUUAGUUGCACAGACUCUGCAUUUCACCUGCUACAGCUUUAUCCUCUUGCUUCAAUUAGUAUUUACACUGAAAGGCUCCUUGUGGUCUGGGAGUGUAGCGGAAGUGAAUUUUUAGAAAAUUACUUAGUCGUCAGAAUCAGGCCUGUCAGCAGCCCCAACAGCUGCAGAACUGUUGACCUUGGCUAGGGAUAACGGAGUAAAUGAAAAACCCCAAAGUCUUGGACUGGGCCCCGGCCUCUCCUUUUAUACAAUGGCUUCUCUUCCUACUGAGUCAGCAGCCGUCAGGGAAUCCUUGGCUGAUUGAGAGGUAAGGGAUCAUACAAUCCAUUUCCUCAUAUGUGAUUUCAAAUGUCUUCUAAUGUCACUUAAUUAUCAUUAAUGUGACAUAAACCAUGACCUUAACACCUGUAUAUGAAAACAACAAUGGUUGGGUAAUACUGGAAGAUUCUGUAAAUCAGAAGUGAGCAAAUGGCUUUUAUUCAGAACUUGGUGAAGUUCAAAAUUGAUUUCUUUAUUUAAUAGUCAAGGAGUGUACAACCUAGUUGUUCUUGAUCUUAUUGAUUUUGUGCAGUAAUGCCAAUAUGGAUCUAACUGGGCAAUUUGGAGAGAGUGGGUACAGGUCCUGUUAAUGUUCUGAUUUAUUUUAGGAAUACCUUGGCGUGUUUGGAAGAACUUUUAAGAAUUCAAUGGGAUGUAUACAUACAACAGGGACUGGAGGCACUCUACACUAUUGUAAAUCACAAAAUUAGCUUUACAGCAAGUGGACAACCUUUUUGAUAGUUAGAAGUCAUCUCAACAUUUGAGAGCUGGGUGGAAUUUUAUUUGCUUACUAAGGCUAUUAGAAAGGUUGGUACAGGUUUCAUGCCUUCUUGUGAAGUGGGGCCAUAAGUAUCAGAUGGGUCUGUUGAUCGCGUACCUGGCUCCUUGCUACGUGACUACAGCCCUGCCUGAGCUGCUGGAGGUGCUUGCCGGGGUGGCUGUUGAGAUCCCCAGACUUUUGGUCAUGGGUGAUUUCAACUUGCCAUCGGCCGGCUUGUCGUCAACAGUGGUUCAGGAGUUCCAGGCUUCCACGACGGCCUUGGACCUGAUUCAAGUAAUGGAUGGCCCUACUCACAUGGGGGGAUCCGCGCUGGACCUGAUUUAUAUCUCUGGACAGUGGUUUAAUGAUCUGGUAGUAAGAGAUUUAGUGACGAUACCGGUGUCAUGGUCAGAUCAUUUUCUCCUCCGCCUAGACUUUCAGACCGCUACCCACCACCGCAGGGAGACGGAACCAAUGCGUUGGUUCCGUCCCAGGUGCCUGAUGGACCCUGAGAGGUUCCAGACAGAGCUUGGGCCAUUUCCUGAGGAUCUUGCCCACGGCACAACCGAAGAACUAGUGGCGGCCUGGGAACAGGCCGCGGCUGGGGCUUUGGACCGUGUCGUGCCUUUGCGGCCUCUGACCCGGCGCAGAUCUCAAUUAGCUCCUUGGUUCUCUGAGGAGCUGAGAGAGAUGAAACGCCGGAGAAGACGCCUAGAGAGUGUCUGGAGGUCCAGCCGUUCCGAAGCUGAUCGGACACUAGUUAGGUCUUUCUCAAAGACCUACCUAGUGGCACUGAGGGUGGCGAGGCGUGCUUACACUUCCUCCCUCAUUGCGUCGGCAGAUAACCACCCGGCCGCCCUGUUUCGGGUGGCCCGUUCCCUCCUUCACCAGGGGGGACGGGAUGACCCCUUACAGGGACGUGCCGAGGAGUUUAGCGGUUAUCUAUACGAUAAAAUCGCUCAGCUUCGGGAUAGCUUGGACCAAGAUUGCGAUGAUCUGGAUGAGAUGACUGAGGCGCGUCUUGCUGAUGUUGUUUGGGAUGAGUUUGAUUCUGUGGCUCUCGAGGACGUGGACAGGUUGCUGGGGGGGCUGCAUGCCACUACAUGUUUACUGGACCCGUGCCCCUCCUGGCUGGUGCUGGCCACUCAGGAUGUGACACGAGGCUGGCUCCGGGGUAUUAUAAAUGCUUCUUUGAUGGAAGGGAUCUUUCCCGCCGCCUUGAAAGAGGCGGUGGUGAGACCCCUCCUCAAGAAGCCUUCCCUGGACCCAGCUAUUUUGGGUAAUUAUCGUCCAGUCUCCAACCUUCUGCAUGUGGAGCAGCAGUUAGAAGUGGAAGAAAUACAGUGGUGCCUCACAGAGGAAAAAGCAUCUGGAGCAGAUCUUAAUGAUACUGAUUUUAUAGAGUGCCAGUCCAGUGUAGCAGUUAAGGUGCUGGCCUAA